Balaenoptera musculus (blue whale) is the source of this 4840-nucleotide messenger RNA. RefSeq names its product mitogen-activated protein kinase kinase kinase 6 (gene MAP3K6). Bases 1052 to 4627 code for a protein of 1191 amino acids. Gene Ontology annotation, biological process: MAPK cascade; cellular response to stress; protein phosphorylation. Lineage: Eukaryota; Metazoa; Chordata; Mammalia; Artiodactyla; Balaenopteridae. The record is from RefSeq and is a predicted model, not a curated record. Gene Ontology annotation, molecular function: MAP kinase kinase kinase activity; ATP binding. The transcript is spliced from 30 exons.
GCGCAGCCUGCCUUUUGGGACCCUGGCGCUGGGAGAAACCUCAGCGCUCGAUUCCUUCUACAACGCGGGGGUCCUAUACUACUUCCGAGGAUCCAGCUGGAGAGGCAGAAAGAGAAGUGAAGGGGACCAACUGCCCAACUGCACUGGAUUCCAGGCGAGGGAGCUUGGGUUAUGAGACCCCCAGUAGUUCCGAGAGAAUGGGCCCAGCUGGGGCGUGCUGGAGGCGGAGCAGGGUCGUCCGGGGGCGGGACCAGAAGGCGGCUAUUCCCGCGCGGGUCACCCCGCCCUCUCGCCAUCCCGGACGCCCCGCCCCCGAUACUUAUUUGUUCAUGCAAGAGUCCAGUAACCGUACUUGCAGGAUGUCCAUAAAACCUCAGCCUAAAAAUGAAGGCUGACUCGACCUUGAGGACACAAAGACACACACACAGAGUCACAGACUCACAAAUCGUACAUAUCUUGAUUCACAUAAACUGUCGCAGACACUGUCACACACAGAGAUACAGACACAGCAAGCUGCACACACACAGAGGCACAGUGUACACGCACAGGGCAUGUGUGUAUACACAUGUGUGUACACACAGCACACUGCUCGUGCCAGCCCCUUUCAAGAGACUGGAUUGAGAACCCAGGGAAGGGGACUUUUAUCUUUGCACAACUCCUGCCUCUCAGAUGGCCUAGAACAGGCUCCAGACUGGUGCACAGCCUCCCCUUCUCUGUGCCCAGUGUCCGCAGGCUCUGAACAGUGGGAUAUGAGUCAUAGCCCAGGGAGCUCCACUCCUUUCCUUGCAAUACUAUAGAUACAAAUUCUGUAUGAGCCAGAGGGACCCUAAAAGGGGGAAACUGAGGCCCAGAGCAAAACUGGACCCUGCUGGAGUCAAAAUGGGAAGGCAGGCUGAGCCAGGAUGGAUCCCCAGGCUCCUUCCCCACAAGCUGGGCUUCAGGGCUCAGGGCCCCCACCCGUGUGCCCGCAGAUGUGGUGGUGCUGGAGGUGAGCAGCUCCCUGGCGCAGCCCUCCCUGUUCUACCACCUGGGUGUGCGGGAGAGCUUCAGCAUGACCAACAACGUGCUCCUCUGCUCCCAGGCCGACCUCCCUGACCUGCAGGCCCUGCGGGAGGACAUUUUCCAGAAGAACUCGGAUUCCGUUGGCAGCUACACGCUGAUCCCCUAUGUGGUGACAGCCACUGGUCGGGUGCUAUGUGGAGAUGCGGGCCUCCUGAGGGGCCUGGCUGAUGGCCUGGUACAGGCUGGGGUGGGCACUGAGGUGCUGCUCACACCCCUGGUGGGCCGGCUUGCCCGCCUGCUGGAGGCCACGCCCACAGACUCCUGUGGCUAUUUCCGGGAGACCAUUCGGCGGGACAUCCGGCAGGCGCGGGAGCGGUUCAGCGGGCAGCAGCUGCGGCAGGAGCUGGCUCGCCUGCAGCGGAGACUGGACAGCAUAGAGCUGCUCAGCCCAGACAUCAUCAUGAACCUGCUGCUCUCCUACCGUGAUGUGCAGGGGAUGAUCAUGUCUCCCAGGGCAGCUGGGAGGCUGGGGCACACAGUGGGUUCUCCGUGUGAGGUGUGGUGUCUACACUACCUGCUGGGCCUGAAGGAGGACUACUCAGCCAUCAUUGAGCUGGUGGAGACACUGCAGGCCUUGCCCACCUGUGACGUGGCCGAGCAGCACAAUGUCUGCUUCCACUACACAUUUGCCCUCAACCGGAGGAACAGGCCUGGGGACCGGGAGAAGGCACUGGCUGUGCUGCUGCCACUGGUACAGUUUGAGGGCUCAGUGGCACCUGACCUAUAUUGCAUGUGUGGCCGUAUCUAUAAGGACAUGUUCUUCAGCUCUGACUUCCAGGAUGCUGGGCACCGGGAGCAGGCCUAUCACUGGUAUCGCAAGGCUUUUGAUGUAGAGCCCAGCCUCCACUCGGGCAUCAACGCAGCUGUGCUUCUCAUUGCCGCCGGGCAGCGCUUUGAGGACUCCAAGGAGCUCCGGCUCAUAGGCAUGAAGCUGGGCUGCCUGCUGGCCCGAAAAGGCUGUGUGGAGAAGAUGCAGUAUUACUGGGAUGUUGGCUUCUACCUGGGAGCUCAGAUCCUUGCCAAUGACCUCACCCAGGUGGCACUGGCUGCAGAGCAGCUGUACAAGCUCAAUGCCCCCGUAUGGUACCUGGUGUCUGUGAUGGAAACCUUCCUGCUGUACCAGCACUUCAGACCCACACUAGAGCCUCCUGGAGAAACCCCACACCAUGCCCACUUCUGGCUCCACUUUUUGCUACAGUCCUGCCAGCCACUCAAGAUGACUUGUUCCCAAGGGGAGCAGUGCUUGGUGCUGGUCCUGGAGAUGAAUAAGGUGCUGCUACCGGCCAGGCUGGAGGCUCAGGGUACCAACCCGGUGAGCACAGUGACAGUGAGCCUGCUGGAGCCCGGUAAGCAGGUGAUAUCGCCGGACAUUCCCUCCAGCUGGACCUUCCCGGUGGCCUCCAUCAGCGGUGUCAGCGUGUCGAAGCGAGACGAGCGCUGCUGCUUCCUCUACGGGCUUCCCCCGGCUCAGGACGUCCAGCUGUGCUUCCCCAGCGGAGGGCACUGCCAGUGGUUCUGCGGGCUGAUUCAGGCCUUGGUGAAGAAUCCGGACUCCACGGCGGCCACAGAGGAGGCGGAGGGCAGAGGGGAGGUACUGGAGUUUGAUUAUGAGUACACGGAGUCGGGAGAGCGGCUGGUGCUGGGCAAGGGCACCUACGGGGUGGUGUACGCCGGCCGCGAUCGGCGCACGCGGGUGCGCAUCGCCAUCAAGGAGAUCCCGGAGCGGGACAGCAGGUUCUCUCAGCCACUGCAUGAAGAGAUCGCUCUGCACAAACGCCUGCGCCACAAGAACAUCGUGCGCUAUCUGGGCUCAGCCAGUCAGGGCGGCUACCUCAAGAUCUUCAUGGAGGAAGUGCCUGGAGGCAGCCUGUCCUCCUUGCUGCGGUCAGUGUGGGGACCCCUGCAGGACAACGAGAGCACCAUCAGUUUCUACACCCGCCAGAUCCUGCAGGGACUCGGCUACCUGCACGACAACCGCAUCGUGCAUCGAGAUAUCAAGGGGGACAACGUACUGAUCAACACCUUCAGCGGGCUGCUCAAGAUUUCCGACUUUGGUACCUCCAAGCGACUAGCAGGCAUCACACCCUGCACUGAGACCUUCACAGGGACCCUACAAUAUAUGGCCCCAGAAGUCAUUGACCAGGGCCCACGAGGGUAUGGGAAGGCGGCGGACAUCUGGUCAUUGGGCUGCACUGUAAUCGAGAUGGCCACAGGUCACCCACCCUUCCACGAGCUGGGGAGCCCGCAGGCUGCCAUGUUUCAGGUGGGCAUGUACAAGGUGCACCCACCAAUGCCCAUUUCUCUGUCAGCCGAGGCUCAAGCCUUCCUCCUCCGAACUUUUGAGCCAGACCCACGCCUCCGAGCCAGUGCUCAAGCACUGCUGGAGGACCCCUUCCUGCAACCUGGGAAGAGGAGCUGCCGCCCCGGCUCCCCCCAACAUGCUCUAAGGUCCUCAGACGCCCCUUCCGCCAGCCCCACUCCUUCAGCUGACUUGACCUCCCAGUCCCAGACAUUCCCACGCCCUCAGGCACCCUCUCAGCACCCUCCCAGUCCCCCCAAGCGCUGCCUCAGUUAUGGGGACACCUGCCAGCUCCGGGUGCCUGAGGAGCCUGGGGCCGAGGAGCCCGCGUCCCCUGAGGAGAGCUCGGGGCUGAGCCUCCUGCACCAAGAGAGCAAGCGCCGGGCCAUGUUGGCCACAGUACUGGAGCAGGAGCUGCAGGCCCUGGCGGAGAGUCUCUGCCUGGAGCAAGAACAGGGUUCCCAUCUGGGGAGGAAUCAUGCGGAACAGCUACUGCGCUGCCUCAGGGCGCACAUCCACACUCCCAACCGCCGGCAGCUGGCCCAGCAGCUGCGGGAGCUGCAAGGGCAGCUUCGGGCCCAGGGCCUUGGGCCCGAGAUUCUGCAAGGACCGCUCUUCGCCUUCCCGGAUGCGGUGAAGCAGAUCCUCCACAGGCGCCAGAUCCGCCCACACUGGAUGUUCGUGCUGGACUCGCUGCUCAGCCGUGCUGUGCGGGCAGCCCUGGCUGUUCUGGCCCCAGAGGCGGAAAAGGAGGCAGUCCCACCGAAGUCGGAGGAGUCCAAUAAAGAAGAGGAGUCCCAGCGGAUGCAGCAGGAGACCCCAGUCCAGCAGAACCCGCUCCCAGGGGAACCCGAGCAGGGCACCCCACCUUCGAUGGUGCAGCUGGGCCUCUUGCGAGCAGAGACCGAUAGGCUUCGAGAUGUCCUGGCUGAGAAGGAACGGGAGUGCCAGGUCCUAGUGCAGCUAACCCUACGGCACGCCAGUGGAGAGGCCAGGACCUGGGCCCUGGCCUCAGAGCCCCCAGCUGCUCUCACAGUGGACCAGGGCCUGGUGCAGUGGCUACAGGAACUGAAUGUGGAUUCAGGCACCAUCCAGACGCUACUGAACCACAGCUUCACCCUCCAUGCCUUACUGACCUGUGCCACUAGAGAUGACCUCAUCUACACACGCAUCAGGGGAGGGAUGAUAUGCCGCAUCUGGAGAGCCAUCUUGGCACAGCGAGCAAGAUCCACGCCAGUUACCCCUGGCCCGCAGGAGGCUGAAUGAGGACAUCGGAGACAGAAGGCCAGACCCAAGGAUGGAUGAAUGCAGGAAACACAAGAGGCUUCUGACACACCUGCCCCAGGACCCAGGGGCAACUGGAGGAGGCCAGGUGGGCGGGGGGCAGGGUAGGGCCCAAGCCUAGCCCCAGUGGGGGGAACCAACCAGAGAGGUGCCUCAAGCUCACGGAGUACCAGCAGGCAAAGACUAUUAAACAAU